AGGUUGUGAUGCGUUACUUCGGUGCGACCAACCAAUACGUUGGCGUCGCUCACAUACACUGGCCUAAUGGCAACAAACCAAGAGAUAUACCCGAGUGUGGCUUCGAUGGCGGUCUGUGUCCGGAGCUACCGUUUUGGGAUAUACUGGCGGCUCCAUUGCUGACAAUAUUAGUGUUUUUGUUGGCAAUUGCUAUACUAAUAUGUGGUGUGGCUUCGAUGGCGAUCUGUGUCCGGGUCCGCACUCUAUUCACAAUACAGGGCCAAAAUAUGGCAGUGCUACUUUGAUUUUAAUUUAUUUUAACACCGUCUUGUUUAUUUUAUCCAUAUAUUCACUAAAUUAUAACUGAAUAGUUAGGGUUUUGUUUGUUAUAUGAUUUGACCAUGUGGG
Messenger RNA from Oppiella nova, 387 nucleotides. NCBI's taxonomy places the organism in Eukaryota, Metazoa, Arthropoda, Arachnida, Sarcoptiformes, Oppiidae. The record is from the annotation of a GenBank genome assembly.